Messenger RNA from Closterium sp. NIES-65, 2235 nucleotides. The record is from the annotation of a GenBank genome assembly. NCBI's taxonomy places the organism in Eukaryota, Viridiplantae, Streptophyta, Zygnematophyceae, Desmidiales, Closteriaceae.
AUGGCGGAGCGCGAUUUCGGCAGCGGGCACGGCGUGCUGUACGACACGCCGCAGCGCGGAUCCGCGACGCCGUUCGGCGCGACGGCCGUGGACAACGGCGUGAACUUCGCCGUUCACUCGUCUGGAGCUACCGCCGUGUCGCUCUGCCUGUUCACCCCCGAGAGCCUGGCGCAGGGCAAGCCGAGCGCGGAGGUGCCGCUGCACCCGAUUCUGAACCGCACGGGCGACGUGUGGCACAUCAUGCUGCCGGCGCUCUCGCGCAACCUGCUCUACGGCUACCGCAUCGACGGGCCCUUCGCGCCGCAGAAGGGCCACCGCUUCGACGCCUCAAAAAUCGUCCUCGACCCCUACGCCAAGGCCGUGCUGAGCCGCGAGAAAUACGGCGAGGUGGCGCCGGGAGGCGAGUGCUGGCCGCAAAUGGCGGGCAUGGUGCCGCAUCCCGAGGACGACGAGUACGACUGGGAGGGCGACACGCCGCCGCGCCAUGCGAUGAAGGACCUGGUGAUCUACGAGGCGCACGUGCGGGGGUUCACACGCGACAGCAGCAGCGCCGUGCAGCACCCGGGCACGUACAGCGGGCUGGUGGAGAAGCUGCCGUACCUGCAGGCGCUGGGGGUCACGGCCGUUGAGCUGCUGCCCAUUCACGAGUUUAACGAGCUUGAAUACUACGCGUACAACCCUAUGACCAAGGAUUACAAGAUGAACUUCUGGGGGUACAGCACGGUGGGGUACUUUGCGCCCAUGAUCCGCUACGCAGCAGCGGGCGGGGCGGCGUGUGGGAGGGAGGCAGUGCGCGAGUUGAAGGACAUGGUGAAGGCGUGCCACCGCCACGGCGUGGAAGUCAUUCUCGACGUGGUGUUCAAUCACACGGCCGAGGGCAACGAGCUGGGGCCCACGAUUACGUUCCGGGGGAUUGAUAACCGCGUCUUUUACAUGACGGCUCCCAUGGGCGAGUUCUACAAUUACUCCGGCUGUGGCAACACCUUCAACUGCAACCACCCUGUCGUGCGCAAGUUCAUUGUCGACUGCCUCAGAUACUGGGUGCAGGAGAUGCAUGUGGACGGCUUCCGCUUCGACCUCGCCGCCAUCCUCACUCGCUCCUCCAGCAUGUGGGACCGCAGCAACGUGUAUGGCAGCACGGACAGCGGGGGUGGGAGCGAGAGCAGCGGGGAGGAGGGCGAUGGAGUGACCACGGGGACCCCGCUCACAGAGCCGCCUCUCAUUGACGCCAUUUCCAACGACCCCGUGCUGCGCGAUGUUAAGUUAAUAGCAGAGGCAUGGGAUGCAGGGGGUCUGUACCAGGUUGGCAACUUUCCCCACUGGGGCGUGUGGGCGGAGUGGAACGGCAAGUACCGAGAUGCGGUGCGGCAGUUUGUGAAGGGUACGGACGGCACCGUCAGCAUGUUCGCCGAGGCUCUGUGUGGCUCCCCCAACCUCUACAAGGCGGGGGGGCGGCGGCCAUGGCACAGCAUCAACUUCGUGACGGCACACGACGGGUUCACGCUGGGCGACCUGGUGGCGUACACGAGCAAGCACAACGAGGCCAACGGCAACGACAACACGGACGGCGAGGAGCACAACCUCAGCUGGAACUGCGGCGAGGAAGGGGUACCAGCAACUGUGGCAGUGGAGAGGCUGAGGCAAAGACAGAUCCGCAACUUCAUCCUCGCCCUCUUUGUCUCCCAGGGAGUGCCGAUGGUACAUAUGGGGGAUGAGUACGCACACACCAAGGAUGGCAACAACAACACCUACUGCCAUGACUCCCAGAUGAACUACUUCAACUGGGAGAGAGCCGAGCAGGACUCCUCUGGCGUGCUGCGCUUCUUCCGAGCCGUUGCUGCUCUCAGAAAGGAGUUCAAGUGUUUCCGGUUGGACGAUUUCCCCAUGGCGCAUCAACUGCAAUGGCAUGGCCUCACCCCUGGCAGCCCUGAUUGGUCCGACACCUCACGAUUCAUCGCAUUCACCAUCCGGGACGACGAAGGCACCGAGCUAUACGUGGCGUUCAACACGUCGCACCUGCCAGCAGUGGCCACUCUCCCCGACCGCUACGCGUGCACGUGGCAACCGCUGGUGGACACUAGCAAGCCCCCGCCCUACGACGUGCUCUCCCCCGACCUCCCCGCCUCCGACCGUGCUGUUGCCGUGGCCCAGUCUGCUUCGCUGCUCGCUGCGGGGUUCUAUCCUCUGCUGGGGUAUUCCGCGAUUGUGCUGCAGUCUGUGGCAGAAGCGGCUUGA